Molecule: messenger RNA, 2987 nt
Organism: Phyllostomus discolor (pale spear-nosed bat)
Lineage: Eukaryota; Metazoa; Chordata; Mammalia; Chiroptera; Phyllostomidae
Gene: ANKRD34A
Product: ankyrin repeat domain 34A
Exons: 3
Coding region: 701-2167 (488 amino acids)
Molecular function (GO): protein binding
Source: RefSeq, a predicted model, not a curated record
GGUAGGUCUGGUCUGGCGCACAAGCGCGCAGAAACACCACAGGCAAGAAUGGAGAUCUGCUGAAGCUCAAGGAAGAAUUGGGUUGGUCUCAGUCUGGGUCGCGGAGAAAUCUCCUAAGGAACAUUUAGAUUUGCUGGGACCGAGGGGAGGUCAGCUAAGUAAGGACAAUCAAGACUGGAGCCUCUAGGUUUCGAGGGUUUAUGUUGCAUUGGUGGGGGAAUGGUUUGGUGCCCGACGCCCCCACCCGAAGAAACUAGGUUAUAAAUAGCAAGGCAGAGCUCCGCCUUUCGAACUCCCCCCACCCGCACCCCACCCCAGCUUCUCUCCUCCCCAGCCGGCACUGUGCCCGGGGCGCACCGGGAGGAGGGACCAGGAACUGGUACCCAGGCGCAGAUACUGACACCAAAGGAAUCGGGUACCACCCCCCACGCCAUGUGGGCCCCCGGGAACCCGGCUCCAUCAUCCCAGCUGCCAGGUGGCCCUGGCCUGAGUCCUGGCCAGGCGGAGAUUCUGCAGACAUUCAGGUCCCAAAUGCAAGCUGCCCCCCCCCCCUCAAUUUAUGGGGCUGUGGCAACCUAAAAGAGGAAUUGGUUUCGCCAGUGAGCCCUGAGGCCUCUUCCAGCCGCCACCCCCACACCCCUAGCCUUCCUCGGCAGGUGCCAGUCGGGGCUCCAUCAGUGCUCUUAUCCCAGCCGCAGCUAUGCUGCAUACCGAGGGCCACGCUCUUCUUCGGGCCGUGGGUCAGGGUAAACUACGCUUGGCCCGUUUGCUUCUGGAGGGAGGUGCCUACGUUAAUGAGGGUGAUGCCCAGGGGGAGACUGCGUUAAUGGCGGCUUGUCGGGCCCGCUACGAUGACCCCCAGAACAAGGCGCGUAUGGUACGCUACCUUCUGGAGCAAGGCGCAGACCCAAACAUCGCAGACCGCCUAGGGCGUACAGCGCUCAUGCACGCCUGCGCUGGCGGUGGGGGAGCCGCAGUAGCCUCGCUGCUCCUGGCCCAUGGCGCAGACCCUUCAGUUCGAGAUCACACGGGCGCCUCGGCACUAGUCCACGCCCUGGACCGUGGGGACCGAGAGACCCUUGCCACGCUGCUGGACGCCUGUAAGGCCAAGGGCACGGAGGUCAUCAUCAUCACCACCGACACCUCGCCCUCCGGCACCAAGAAGACCCGGCAGUAUCUCAAUUCCCCACCAUCCCCGGGGGUGGAGGACCCCGCUCCCUCUCCUCCUGGCCCUGGGGUCUGCACGUCACCUUCGGAAAUCCAACUGCAGACUUCAGGAGGAGGACAGGGUUUGUUAUCCCCUCGCACCCAGGAAGAAGAGGAGAAGCGAGACGUAUUUGAAUUCCCUCUUCCUAAGCCCCCCGAUGACGCUUCCCCUUCUGAGCCGCUCCCCAAACCACCCCGUCACCCUCCAAAACCACUCAAAAGGCUCAACUCCGAGCCGUGGGGCCUAGUGAUUCCUCCUCCCCCCGUCCCGCCCACGGAAGGGAGGCUGGGGACUGAGCGCCUGACCUCCGAAUUCAACGGCCUGACCCUGGCUUGUCGACCCCGUCUUUCCAGACGUCACAGCACCGAGGGCCCGGAGGAAGUGACGGGUGGGGGUCCCCUCUCACGCAGAAACACUGCGCCAGAAGCUCAGGAGUCUGGUCCUCCUUCAGGGCUGAAGCAAAAACUGAGCCGCAUGGAGCCGGUGGAGAUCGAUGCUCCUGGAAAUCUUUGUCCUGACUCGCCGGAGUGCUGCCGCCCGUCUUUGGAGCGCCGCCGAUACAGCGCCUCCCCACUGACUCUCCCUCUGGCAGGUUCAGCUGCUUCCCCACGCCAGUCCCAGGAAAGUCUGCCUGGGGCUGUGUCUCCGCUUAGUGGGAGAAGGCGGAGCCCAGGGCUGCUGGAGCGGAGGGGCUCCGGAACGUUGCUUCUGGACCACAUCUCGCAAACGCGGCCAGGUUUCCUACCUCCGCUCAACGUCAGCCCCCACCCUCCUAUCCCCGACAUUCGCCCCCUACCUGGAUGUCGCGCGCCUUCGCUGCCCGCUCCUCCCCAGGCGGGGGCGCCAGGUUCUCCCAGGACCAAGCGCAAAUUGGUGAGGCGCCACUCCAUGCAGACGGAACAGAUCCGCCUGCUAGGGGGCUUCCAGAGUCUAGGCGGGCCAGGGGAGCCAGGACGCUGAGAGGAGUGAGAGGAGCCAGGAGGGUGAGGAUCAGGGCCUUGAUGGGACAGGUAGGAGAACCAGCUCACACACAUAACCAUGGACAUAGGGUCUUUUACAUGUGUUCCUGGGCACAGUGCACGCACACGUGGGCAACCGUGUCUACAGGCACAGUUACUCUAUUCGCAGGGAAGGGUAAGUACUCUAUUUACUGGGCUUAUAGACACAUACAUUUAUGCCCUGGUCACUUCACAUGCAUAUGAGAAUUACUUGUGUCCACACCCACAGGCACAGCACAUAUAUGGCCACUUAUGCUGGGGCCCCAAAUGGGUCCCAAACUCACUUGCAUUUUGUUCAGAAGCAAUAGGGGCCCCCUACUUAUGGGUAGUCUCCAAUCUCUUUGCCCUCCUAUGGAAGCAAUCCCUUGCUUUCCAAUUAUGCCCUACAACUCAGCCAUGAUUUCACACACUCUACCCUCUUCAUGAAUAUUUCACCUCAUUCUUCAGGUUUUCCUUCUUUUUCCAAGUCUGACUCCUUGUUCACAUCCUGCUUCCAGUCCUAACCAUUGCUCAGGAUAUCUUCUUUACUCUCCUUGGGGGUUUCCUGCAGCAAUGCCCAGCCUGAGUUCUGCUGCUGCCCUUCCUUCUCAGCUUUACUUCUCAAUUUCCUGCUUUUUAUUCCCACCCUGUGCUCCAACCCAUACAAACAGGUUGUCUCAUUUUCCCAGGAGGGAUGGGUCAGUUUAUGACUCCCCACCAACAACACACAGGUAGAAGUGGGGAAUAACCCUAAAUCACUCCUCUUUCCACUUGACAUAUCAAAUAAAUGUGUUCAGAAGUCU